Messenger RNA from Tripterygium wilfordii, 786 nucleotides. RefSeq names its product ATP-dependent Clp protease adapter protein CLPS1, chloroplastic-like. The transcript has 3 exons. Lineage: Eukaryota; Viridiplantae; Streptophyta; Magnoliopsida; Celastrales; Celastraceae. Gene Ontology annotation, biological process: proteolysis; protein catabolic process. Bases 93 to 569 code for a protein of 158 amino acids. The record is from RefSeq and is a predicted model, not a curated record.
CAGUUUAUUAUUUGCUUUUCUUUUUUAAUUAUUUGGUCGUCGGAAAUGGAAAACAAGCAAUAACCAUUUCUCAUUUAGAGAGAGAGAGAGGUAUGGAGACUGCUAUUUGUGGGAGAUUUGCUCUCUCACCUAAUCACGCCUUCAACCCCAAACCAGGGGACAAAAACUCUCUUUGUAAAGGGUCAUGCGCCCAUCGUGGAACUCUCAUGGUAGUAUCAGCAACAGUAGCAGGCAAAGGAGGUGGGGUAUUAGAGAGGCCAGUUAUUGAGAGAACCACACCUGGCCGUGAAUCAGAAUUUGAUGUGAGGAAAUCUAGGAAAAUAGCUCCUCCUUACCGUGUUAUGCUGCAUAAUGACAACUUCAACAAACGCGAGUAUGUUGUACAAGUUCUGAUGAAGGUUAUUCCAGGAAUGACCGUUGACAAUGCAGUUAACAUAAUGCAAGAGGCUCAUAUCAACGGUUUGGCUGUGGUGAUUAUUUGUUCUCAGGCUGAUGCGGAAGAACACUGCGAGCAUUUGAGGGGUAAUGGGCUAAUGAGUUCAGUAGAACCUGCAAGUGGUGGCUGUUGAAGACAGGCUUAUAUUUAGAGAUCCAUAUGAACCUGUAGCUGUUAAUAUAUCAUUCUCAGAAUUACAGUGUAUAGAACUCAGUAGUGCCAAUGUCUGUGAAAAUUUGGUCAUCCUAUCAUCAAGAUGAGGACAAGGAUGGUGAUAAUUUUGAAUAAAAGCUGUGUAAGUAUACUUCUAUUACUCGGAAUUAAAGGUAGUUCAUGUGUAUUCUUUGAAA